CCCACCCACCAGCGUCUGUCUGCUCGGGUUAGAAACUCUGUAUCCCCCUCCCGUGUUGUUUAAAGACCAGCAGCGCCAACAGGAACUCUCAGCUUCGUUUCUCUGGAUUAUGGAAUCGUCGUCCAAACGCAGCUCUCUUGGAAAUCUCUACGCUCUUUCAAGCUUGGAGAACAUACCGCUGAGUCCUGUCAACAUUAAGCCAAGGCCAGGGUCUCGUCACGUGCCUGUCCGUGGGUCUAGAAACCGUGAUGAAGCUGAGGCAUUGAGUACUGCUGCCAACAGCAAAGCUAUAGUUUCUGCUUUAAAAAAUCUUCAGGAGAAGAUUCGUUCUUUGGAGGUGGAGCGGGCAGAGGCUGAGCAGAAAUUGCAAAGUCUGGGAUUUGAAGCUGUUCGGUACCAAAAUACCAUGGAGCAAGAAAGGAAAGAUGUCAGCAAGGAGACUGGAAAAUCUAACGAACUUGCUGUACAGCUGACGACUGUUGAAGGCCGCUGUUUACUGCUGGAGAAACAAUUAGAUUACAUGAGGACUAUGGUGGAACAUGCAGAAACUGAGAAGAACAGUUUAUUGGAAAAACAGGACUCGCUGCAGAUGGAUCGGAACUGGGACCUUGCUGAACUCCAAGCAAAGCUUGAGAAACUGGACAUCCUCGAACAAGAGUGUUUAAAAGUCAACGCAACACAAACCAGGGCUGAAAGUAAAAUCAAUGACCUCGAACAGAAACUUCAGGAAGAAGAACAUCAGCGUAAACUCAUCCAAGACAAAGCGGCUCAGCUGCAAACUGGACUUGAAAUAAACAGAAUACUUCUGAGAUCCACUUCUACUAAAAAGAAAACUAAAGUGAAGAAAAGGAAAGGUGGUGUGAAGAAGGAGAUGCCGAGAGAAAACUCUCGGUCGCCUCGUCUGUGGCCAGGACAAGCCGAAUUUCCAUUCGUUGCUGGCAGAUCCAUUAGUUCCAGCCACUCCGUCACAGCCAAUGUACAGAACGUGCUCCAUCUGAUGAAACACUACGACGGGAGGCCGAGGCUGCACGAUCAGAGGGCUGCGAAGAAUUCGAGGCAGCUGACCUGCAGCAACGGUGUGAAGUUUGGAUCCCUCUCUCCCCCGCACUCCCCGCUGACUGAGGGGCUCGCCGAGAUCCUCGUGGCGUUGCAGGAUGAGCUGGGUCAAAUGAGCUUUGAGCACCAGGACCUGCUGGAACAGAUACAAGGUACCAAAGACAUCGAUGUCCGUGAAGAUUUGGAACGUGAGCUGGACUGUCUGGUGAAAAGGAUGGAGAAGAAAGGCGACCAGAUUUCAAAACUCAAAAAUCACCAGGACCAUGUGGAGCGGCUGAACCUGAAAACCAAGAAGGUGCGAAAGCGGACCGCUGACGCAAAGAAGCAGUCAAAAGCUGAGGACGGAAUGAAAGGGGCUCCUCCCAAAGCUGCCGAACCCUCGCGGAAAACGUCCGCUGGGCUGGGGAAGAAAGGACAAGAAAGCCUUCAGCUGCUUAGGAAUGCGCAGAAGUUGCAGACGACCCUGCGGAGAAGCGACAUUGUAUGGGACCAGUGACGGCAGCAGCUGUCUGCUCAGUUGCUGUGGAUCGUUGGUGUGGGGGAGACCUGUAAAUCUGUGCGUUGGUUGCAUUGUUCAUUUUUCAGCAGAUCUUUGCUGCACUGAAACUUUCCUUCAAAUACCUACCCCCGUUGCAUUUGUCUAUUUGACGUUUUUAUGCUUUUAUGAAAUUUUUGUUUUUAAUCGACAAUUAAAAUUGCUUUUUAUUCCAACAAUGUUGGUGUUCGGUUGCAGAAUGUUUUCUACAUGUGUAACUUGUGUAUCCACACCAAUAAAAGCGCUCUAUGGAG
This is a messenger RNA of Leucoraja erinaceus (little skate), 1845 nucleotides long. It is a transcript of the gene cep57l1, whose product is annotated as centrosomal protein 57, like 1. The transcript has 11 exons. The record is from RefSeq and is a predicted model, not a curated record. Lineage: Eukaryota; Metazoa; Chordata; Chondrichthyes; Rajiformes; Rajidae. Gene Ontology annotation, molecular function: gamma-tubulin binding; identical protein binding; microtubule binding. The coding region runs from base 110 to 1552 and encodes 480 amino acids. Gene Ontology annotation, cellular component: centrosome.